UCGUUUUUUUUGGUCAUGUCACUGUACCUUUUAUAUGUAUGGAGUCCCUUUUCUGAUUCUUCUGAAUAUCAACAUUUUUUUUAUUUUGUGUUAAAGGGAACUGUGAGACUUCUUUUUCAACCCGCAGAAGAAGGCGGAGCAGGUGCUUUGCAUAUGAUAAAGGAAGGUGCUCUUGAAGGUGUAGGAGCAAUCUUUGGCAUGCAUGUUGAUUACCAAUUACCCACAGGAUCUAUAUCUUCCUAUCCGGGACCGACAAAUGCUGCUGUAUGCUUCUUUGAAGCUAAAAUAGAGGGUAAAAGUGGAAAUGCUGCGAGUCCUCAUCUGAAUGUGGACUCGGUAGUUGCUACAUCUUUUGCUAUUUUGGCAAUGCAACAACUUAUUUCUAGAGAAGAUGAUCCUCACCAUAGCCAAGUACUGUCUGUUACUUAUGUCAAGGGCGGAGAAUCACAUGACACAACACCACCUUUUGUCGAGUUUGGGGGAACUUUGAGGAGUCUUACAACUGACGGCCUGUACAGGCUCCAGAGAAGGGUUAAAGAGGUAAUAGAGGGUCAGGCACUGGUACACAUGUGCAAAGCUUUCAUUAGCAUGAAAGAUGAAGAAUACCCAGCAUACCCUGCUGUUGAGAAUGACGAGAGAUUACAUCAGCAUGUACAGAAGAUCGGCAGUCUUAUGCUUGGUCCAGAUAAUGUGAAAAUGGGGAAGAAGAUAAUGGCCGGUGAGGAUUUUGCAUUCUAUCAGCAGCUGAUUCCUGGUGUGAUAUUUGGCAUUGGAAUGGCAAAUGAGAAAUUGGGUGCGGUCCAUUCUGCCCAUUCCCCUUAUUUUUUCAUCGAUGAAAAGGUCCUUCCCAUCGGAGCAGCAUUACAUAGUGCAAUUGCAGAAGCAUAUCUAGAUGAGCGCAGAAAGUUUGAAGGACAGUGUGGACCUGUACUCUCAUAAAAAGCUAUGAGGCCUUUAUGAAUUGUAGUAUUGUACAUAUCUAAUAUUUGUAUAGUUUUGUUGCAAGAAUAACAGUCUGGUUGUCGGUAUCCAUGUUCAAAAAGGAAAUUAGUUGCUGUUAGAACUUGGUAGCUUAGGGCAUACAAUAGGUGCAAUCAUUGUGAACUUCUUUAUGCAGAACUUAUUUUCAACAGAAAGUUUGUUGAAGUCUGAGUUCUGGGAAGAGUUGGAGAAGGAUUAGGAGAUUAUUUAGAGGUUCUUAAGAUUGUUAUUUGGUUGGGGAAUUUGAGUCUACUGUUAAUAGUUAUUUAAGGAAUAUGAUCAUGCAUGAUCUUACUACUGAUCGAUAUUGUUGGCUUUA
Messenger RNA from Asparagus officinalis (garden asparagus), 1300 nucleotides. Its product is annotated as IAA-amino acid hydrolase ILR1-like 5. Gene Ontology annotation, biological process: auxin metabolic process. Gene Ontology annotation, cellular component: endoplasmic reticulum. Bases 16 to 939 code for a protein of 307 amino acids. The transcript has 3 exons. The record is from RefSeq and is a predicted model, not a curated record. Lineage: Eukaryota; Viridiplantae; Streptophyta; Magnoliopsida; Asparagales; Asparagaceae. Gene Ontology annotation, molecular function: IAA-Ala conjugate hydrolase activity.